Messenger RNA from Gallus gallus (chicken), 845 nucleotides. It is a transcript of the gene HSPB9, whose product is annotated as heat shock protein family B (small) member 9. Bases 118 to 699 code for a protein of 193 amino acids. Gene Ontology annotation, molecular function: protein folding chaperone. Gene Ontology annotation, biological process: protein refolding; response to heat. The record is from RefSeq and is marked validated. NCBI's taxonomy places the organism in Eukaryota, Metazoa, Chordata, Aves, Galliformes, Phasianidae. The transcript has a single exon.
ACAACGCUCCCAACUCCCGGAGAGGAAACAGCUGAGAGCAAAGAGCUGAGAGCAGCAGCAGCAGCAGCAGCAGCAGCAGCAGCAGCAGCAGCGACAACAACAUCAACAUCAACAACGAUGCUUUGCCGGAUGCACCUCGCUCCAUUCGCCUCCAGCUCCCUGGCCACCCGGCUGGGCACGGUGAGGACCCUCUGGCCGCACGCAGAGACCAUCUUCAGCGAGCUGCAGCAGGAGAUGGAGAAGGCUCGGCAGUUCAUGAGCAGCUUCGAGCAGCUCCUGAGCAGCCACGGACCCAUCGCCGCAGAGCAGGCACCGAGCAGCAGCGCAGCCCCAGCCCAGGGCUCCGGGGAGGGCUUCUCCGUCUGCCAGGAUGUGAAGAACUUCGCCCCUGAGCAGCUGUCGGUGAAGGUGGUGGGCAGGAAGGUGGUGCUGGUGGGGCAGAAGGAGACGCAGAACACGGACGAGAAGGGCUCCUUCUCCUACAAGUACGAGGUGCUGAAGCGCGAGUGGGACGUGCCCGAGGAGGUGGACGCCGAGGCGCUGACCUGCUCCCUGUCCCCGGAGGGGCAGCUGCGCAUCGAGGCCCCCCGGCUGGCCCUGCCGUCUUCUGCUGAGAGGAGUGUGCCCAUCCAGGUGAGCCCCGCAGCUCCGCAGCCCGGGGCAGCCAAGGAUGGAGCUGUCAGCAAAGCCCAGGCGUGAUGGGACGGAACAACGGUCUGCAUCGGGACCAGCAGAGACGGCAGUGAGUCUGGGGCUCUCGCCCAGACACGCUCCAUCCAUCAUGUUUUUCACUAUACUGGAAUGUCCUCGUUUUUGUAUCCAAUAAAAAAACGUUUUGCAUAGAA